UUACUAAACAUUCAAAGUCCCCCUCCAAGAAGCUCCACAAGCACACACUCACAAUUCAAACUACUUUUCUCUGCUGCAUCAAACAAUGGAAGUGGUUACAAGGAUGGUUGCCGAAAGACCGGUGGUGAUCUUCAGCCGGACCACAUGUUGCAUGAGCCAUACCAUCAAGACUCUGAUAAGUGGGUUCGGGGCAAACCCGAUGGUUUACGAGCUCGACGAACUCCAAGACGGGAAACAAGUUGAAAGGGAGCUGCAGCAGAUGGGAUGCAAGCCCAGUGUACCGGCUGUUUUCAUAGGGCAGCAACUCAUUGGAGGUCCUAAUCAAAUCAUGACACUCCAAGUGAAGAACCAGCUUGUCCCAUUGCUCAUAAGGGCAGGGGCUAUAUGGAUUUGACGCAGGCAUGCCUCAAUUUUCUAUGAACAAAAAUAAAAUGAGGCGGGUUUGUCUGUUUUUCUUUCUGGUUUUUGUGGUAUGUACCAUGCUGUUUUUGCAGAGCGUAUCCUUGUACACCGUUUUUGGGGCUGGCCAGGGUCAUAUAUAGUCAUAGUAUAUAUUUUCCUUGUACUAAAACUCAGGAGGAACUUGUAUCAUAACUUGGUCAUGUAAUAUUAUCCCUUUUCUAUGCUAAAUAAAGGUAUAUCUGCUAUUA
Messenger RNA from Hibiscus syriacus, 650 nucleotides. RefSeq names its product monothiol glutaredoxin-S6-like. NCBI's taxonomy places the organism in Eukaryota, Viridiplantae, Streptophyta, Magnoliopsida, Malvales, Malvaceae. The record is from RefSeq and is a predicted model, not a curated record. The transcript has a single exon. The coding region runs from base 86 to 394 and encodes 102 amino acids.